Molecule: messenger RNA, 647 nt
Organism: Aedes albopictus (Asian tiger mosquito)
Lineage: Eukaryota; Metazoa; Arthropoda; Insecta; Diptera; Culicidae
Product: NPC intracellular cholesterol transporter 2-like
Exons: 2
Coding region: 153-605 (150 amino acids)
Biological process (GO): intracellular cholesterol transport
Source: RefSeq, a predicted model, not a curated record
CUGCCCUACGCAAAGCCUUCUUGGAUGUAUUGAGUCACAUCAUUCGCGUUGCGAUAAGAUAUCGAUUUAGCGACAUUUGGUAACCUCCAAAACAUUAUAAUCUCAAACAUUUCGUUGCCAGCAGCUGUAGUUCAAGUUCAAUCCGAGGAACAAUGUUGAAGUUUGCCAUUUUCGCCGUCCUGUUGCCAGCAGUUGUUUUCGGCUUAGCCGUUCGACCGUGCCCCAACAAUGCCCCCUUGCCGCUGGAGGUCCGCGUCAUCGACUGCUACGAGGAACCCUGUGUGAUCCCCAUCGGUGGAAUGGUCGACAUGGAUCUGGACUUCAUCCCGAACCGGGACAGCUCAACCGUGGACGCCGCACUCAACAUCUUCCUCGGGAACUUCCGCGUGCCGUACGACUUGCCGGAGGAUCAACGCAACGCGUGCAACUUCUUCGCCGGACGGGGCUGCCCGGUCAGCCAGGGUGAACAGAUCAACUACCACCUGAGCACUCCCGCGACGGCCCCGUUUGCCGAUGUCACCGUCGACUUGGAGCUGCAGCUGACCGGAGACGAUGGCCAACCGCUGUUCUGCUUCCGAUCGUCCGCUACAAUCACCGCUGCCUAAGUUCGAAAAUAAAAUUUGACGCCUACUAGAUAAGCUUGCAUA